Molecule: messenger RNA, 975 nt
Organism: Schistosoma spindalis
Lineage: Eukaryota; Metazoa; Platyhelminthes; Trematoda; Strigeidida; Schistosomatidae
Source: the annotation of a GenBank genome assembly
AUUACACAAUAAUAAGUUAACAUAAAUAUGAUCAUGUGUGCAUUCGUGCUUCGGAUUCUACUUUUACAGCAUUUGUGCAUGUGUUAGUGAAAGCAGAAACACUGUCACAUACAAUAUGUUGAGAGUAUAUAUAUAGGAUUAAUCAAUUUUGUUUUGUAUACUGGAAACUCUUUAAAGAUUCUUUACGUAAACAAUUAAAGUCUCUUGGCAAUAAAUAUUGACUAAUUCUCUUUAUUUUUUUAAAAUAAUAAAUCAAUCCAAAUAAACAGUUGAACCUACUAUGCCAAGAGCAAUUAAAAGACCCCCGGAAGUUGAGGAUUUUGAAAAAUGCCAUCAUAGGCAAGUGCUGGUUAACACGUUUCUGGAAAAAUCUAUGCAUUUAUUAAAUCCAAACUUAAACAUGCCAAAUGGAUAUGCUACAAGAAUUCAUGAUAAACCAUCAACAAAUUUAAAUAGUCAGACAAUUGCACAAAAAGAAAUUGAUUGCAUAAAACAAUUCGAAAGACAACUUCCACCGGAAUAUCCAUGCAUUACAAUAUAUUUUUCUGAUAUGGAAUGUGAUCUAGAAAGGAAAUGUAUACUGUAUGUUGUAAGAAGAUGGGAUCGAGACGAUCCAUUUGUUAGUAUGUCACCAUUUUUGAAUGAAUUAGAAAGAGACUACGGUAGAGGAUGGAAAUUUGAACGAGUUACUAAUCCAAUUAAAGUUGGCCGUAUAAGUACCUUAACGAAACCGAAAUCAACCUUUUGUUUUCGCUAUGAACCAGAUUGUUAUAUAUAUAAGUUUUAUAGCGAUUAAGAAAUUGAACGACAAUGGUUAAUUUGAAAUAAUACAAAUUGAUAUCAAAUUUCAAUACUUUUUGUUUUCCUUUAUGUAACGUAUAAAGUCUUAUAACAAUGUAUUCUUUGUUUUGGAGUUAUUGUAGAAACGAUGUAGUGUGAAUUAAUAAAUAAAGAAUUCAUUAGAUUCAUUUUAUC